AUAAACGUCAAAUUGAACGUAAAUAAUGACGAGGUGUCAAUACAAAAUCGCUUGAUUUUGCUAUGGGUGAAAAGAUCGUACCGCCCAAAGAAAACCAAGACAAGCAAGCGUACGACCUGAGCGAAAUGCUAAACGGCAUAUCGGAGAAUCCUACGGAGGGUGAGGACAAUGUGAACAGUAAUUCGGGAAAUGGUGGCGACGGAGAAGAAGAGCAAGACGACAUCGACAUAUACGAGGGAAUGUCCCCUGAAGAAUUCGCCGCUUUGGACAAUCAAUUGGACGCUUUGAAUUCCGCCUUGGACGAUAUCGAACAAAAAAAUGACUCCAUACAUGCUCAGCUGGUUCAAUUGUUGACUGCUAACAGGGAAAUUCGACAACAAUUACAACAGGCGAAUUCAGAAAAUACCAACGAUGGAUCUGAUCAGAACCAAGCCAAAGAACCAAAGCAAUAGACAUUUAGUUAUACAAAUAUGAAUAUCACUUGCAUUCCUACCGUUGAUAUGUCCAGAAUAUUUAGUUUGUGUUAUUAUAAUAGUAUUAAGGAGAUUAAUAAAUGUUGAGAAUAAAUUCUUACCGUAC
Messenger RNA from Phyllotreta striolata, 579 nucleotides. NCBI's taxonomy places the organism in Eukaryota, Metazoa, Arthropoda, Insecta, Coleoptera, Chrysomelidae. The record is from the annotation of a GenBank genome assembly.